AUGUCUACGGAAUACAAGCCACGUCUUACCGAAUCCUUACAAGCAUCCUAUUUAAUACGUGAAGGCCACCCAGUUAAACUUUCAUGUCGAUUUGAUGCUUCUCCUACAGUUGAUAUUCAAUGGCUCAAAGAUGGAAUUCCGAUUGAUUUUGAAGCACUUGGUAUUUCAAGAGAUUUUAAGGUUGUAAAAGAAGUCGAUUAUACAGCAUUGUUAAUUAUGGAAGCAUUUCCAGAAGAUACUGGCUCAUAUACAGUUAUUAUUCGCAAUUCAUUUGGUGAAGCAUGUUCAUCUACACAGUUAAAUGUUGAAGAAUUUUUUUGUCGAACACCAGAAUCAGAAAUGUCUGAUACACCAUGUAAACCAGUUUUUGUUCAACCACUUCUUGAUACAACAAUAAAUGAAGGAGAAAAAUUAAAAUUACAUGCAGCAAUCAAUGCUCAUCCUGAACCUGAAAUUAUUUGGUAUCAUAAUAAUAUUCCAUUAAAAAAUUCUCGUGAUUUAACAAUGACGUUUGAUGGACAAUUAUGUAAAUUAAUAAAAGACCGAUCUGAAAAAGAAAAUGAUACUGGAACAUAUCGUAUAACAGCUGUUAAUUCAGUAGGACAAGCUGAAUCUAUUUGUCAAGUUACUAUACAAUCAAAUGAAACGAAAGCAUUUCGUGAACGUCUUCAAUCAACAUGUUCACCACCAGUUUUUACUCAAUCAUUACAAGAUAAAACAUUUCACGAAGGUGAAAAACUUGUUUUUCAAAUACAUGUUAAUGGACAACCAAAACCACAAGUUAUGUGGUACAAAGAUAAUCAACCACUGCGAAAUACACAUGAUCAUAAAAUUCGAACUGAAGAUGAUACUUGUAUACUUGAAAUACUGAAAUUAUCAAUGAAUGAUGCUGGCCUUUAUAUAGUUAAAGCAAUUAAUAAAGAAGGUGAAGCGAAAUGUUCAGCAAAAGUAACUAUUUUACCAAUAAAUAUUGUUCCUGAACCUAUGAUUAUUGAAUCAAAUGGUUAUGCACCUGAAUUUCUUCAAUUAUUUAAAGAUCAAAAAACAUCUAUUGGUUCAACAAUUAAAUUUGAAGCUCGAGUUACUGGUACAAAACCAAUAAACGUCUAUUGGCUAUAUAAUGGAGCACCAAUAGCUCUGUCAGGAAACAAUCGACGUUAUCAGCUAAAUGUUCUUAAUGAUACUUAUACAUUAAUUAUACAUAACGUACAUUACGAAGAUGUUGGCAAAUAUACUUUAAAUGCAGAAAAUUCUUGGGGAAAAGCAACUUGUACUGCGGAACUUUUUAUAUCUCCAAGUGUUUCAAUAUUUGGUAAGAAAUAA
Rotaria sp. Silwood1 is the source of this 1323-nucleotide messenger RNA. NCBI's taxonomy places the organism in Eukaryota, Metazoa, Rotifera, Eurotatoria, Philodinida, Philodinidae. The record is from the annotation of a GenBank genome assembly.